AACGUCACUGACACUGACCCGUCGGGGGUGGGCAGUAGCUUUUCCUUUUCAGCGCCAUUUUAAAUUCAAAAAUACAGCAGUUGCGCAGGAAAAUCGAAUGACAUACUUCUUUUACAAGUGUGACUAACUGCCGUGAAUUAUUUUCUUAUUGACUCUCCAGAAGUGUCGGCCAGUGUUGUGACUGUAGAGGGGUAUACUGUACGUUGACGUUUCGCAGCUUAAUGGAGUUCCCGGGAGAAGAAGUACUGCUGGAGCUCUUCCACCGCUCUAAAACAGAAUUGUCGUGCAUGGAAAACCCGCACACGUUCAUACGACAGCUCAGGGAUUACCGUCUGAUUCCAGAAGAGUUUUACAAGAAAGUAAACCGCAAAAGAAACAAGAAGACCUUGAAAAAUGACCUCUAUGACAUUCUGGACUGGAUGGAGCGGAAACGAUCACAGGACAUUAAAGUGUUUUGGCGGUGUGUCUUUAAGGAAGCCAUUGUAAACGAAUAUCCCACCCUGCAACAGUUGCGCAAAAGCCUCAACGACGGCUCCUCCUAUUUGGAUGAGACUGAUGCUAGAAAAAGGAAGGAGCCUUCAGAAAAUGAAAAUGUAGAGGAGAGGCAAGAAAUUCAAGUGUCGUCGAUGAAGAAGAAACAGAAAAACAACAACGUGAACAGGGAGGAAGAGGAGCCCUCACAAUCAUGUCGAUCAUCAAGGACAAGUAGCAAGGGACAGGAGGAGACCACUGCAAGGAAAAGAAAGCCAUUAGAAAAAGAAGGUUUAGAGAGGAGGGAAGAAAUACAAGUGUCAAAGAAGAAGAAGCAGAACAACUACACGUUGUACAGGGAGGAAGAGCAGCCCUCGCAGUCGUCUGCAUCACCAAUGAAUAGUCCUUUUAUAUGGAUUGAAGAGGAGGAGACUGAUGUCAGGAUUACAAAAGAGCCAUCAAAAGAUGAAAAUGUCGAGAGCAGUGAAGAAAUCACAGCGUCAAAGAAAAAGAAGAAACACAAGAUAAAAGACAACAAGAGUGAGGAAGAGGUGCCCUCUUCAUCAAAGAAAACAAAACUGCGCUUCUCCUCUCCAAUUAAGGGUAAGGGCAAUGACAUUUGGACAUGGCCACUAUAUAAAUACAGCCUUCCUGUGACCUGUGGAAACAUGACAGGGACAUUGAACCGAGAUCGUCUAAGAAAAGGGAAGCCAUCCAUUUUGGUCAACAAAGAGUGGAUUACUCCCAAUGAAUUUCAACGUCGUGGGGGCAAGGCUAGUUACAAGAACUGGAAGAUGAGCAUCCGAUGUGUGGACACACCUCUUGCAAAGCUUCUGGAGACCGGUCAUCUUCAAACAGCAAGCGUCAGAGGGAGGGGAAAUAAGGUGCAAAAAUCACUCUUCGCCACUGAUAAGAGCACUGACACAGAUUCCGAACAUGAGAUUUUAUCGGAUGAAGAGGCUGAAGUACAGGAGGAGGGGCCCAGCAGCAGCAAUGACAGCAACUCAGACAGAUCUGUGUUCAAUGUGACGUGUGGGGAACUUGCUGGCAAAUUACACAGAAAACGAUUUGCAACAGGGAACUGUGGUCUGAGCAUUCGCACAAACAGCUGCUGGAUGACACCAGCUGACUUUGUGAAGGAGGCAUUGGAUGGGGAAGAUGCCUCCUGGAAGAAGGAACUCAUAUUGGAAGGCCGGUCGCUCGAUGUUGUUCUUAAUGAAAAAGUGUUGCAGCUUCACUCGCUCCUGUGUAAUUGCAAACUAUGUAAACCAACCGAUGGUGAUCUGGACGAGCAGAAAAAUGAUGAUGAGUGUUGUGUGUGUAAAAGUGAGGGAGACCUAGUCGUGUGUGACAGUUGCCCACGUUCCUUCCAUCCAAACUGUCACCUUCCUCACAUUGACAACAACAUUUUGAGUGAUAAUAAAACGUGGAAGUGCACCUUUUGUAUCUUCUCGGCAUUUAAAGAGUGGCGCUACUCUGACGAACUGGAAAGCUCAACUGUCCUGUCCAAACAAAUAUCCAAACACAUGCUGGAGUGCCAUUACCUGCUCCUCUAUUUGUUUAGUCUUGAUGAUGAACAAUUUUUUGCAACAAAUCCAUGUGGCUACCUGAAAGACUACACCUCUGUGGUCAAGACUCCUAUGUGGUUAUGCAAAAUUGAAGAAAAGCUCCAGAAGAACGAAUACUGCCUCAUCUCCGACUUUGUUUCCGAUGUUGAGCUACUUUUCUCUAACUGCGUUUUGUACAACAAGAAUAACCCUCAUUUCUUCAGCAUGGGUGCCAGACUAAAACAAUUAUUUGAUGAAGAAUUCAAGAGUGCCUUCUGAACUCUCAAGGACAUGGUUCUGGUCUCCCCAGUAAAUACAUACCGACAGUGUUGUUAAUCUUACUUUAAAAAAGUAAUUAAUUACAAUUACAAAUUACUUCUCCCAAAAAAUAAUUGCGUUAGUAACUCAGUUACCUGAAUGUAAGAGUAAUUAGUUAAUUGGCAAAGUAACUGGUGAUAAUUUUCAUGUUUAUUUCUCAAAAAAAAAAAAAGAAAAAGAAAAAAAAAACAGGUCACACAAUGUAAAGUUUAAAGGGUUUUUGGGACAAUUGGCCCUAGCCCAAUUCUUUAUCCUAAACUUAACUAGACACAGGGCUAUUGCGGAUAUUGCGAUAACUAGAUAGUAACCUUUGCUAUGUGUGGAAGUCAUUUAAUGUUGUGAAUCAACCAUUAAAGUUGUUAAAAUGGCUCCCGUUAUUGCAUUAGUUCCCUUCUGUCUACUUUCUACAUGUGUAAGUUUUAAAACUGUUUCAUCACUUAAAGAUAGAUUUAAGUGAAGAUUUUGCCGAUUUAGGAGCAUUUUAGAUAAAAAGUUACUUAGGUUCGCUAGGAAGUUUCUCUACAACAGAGCCUUCCUGAGAAGUCCACUGCUUUAAGAUGGCGGCUGUUUACUAACGCAUCUAGUUCUUUAUACAUGUUGCUAAUGCCGCCAUGCCUGCCAUUUGCACCUGGUUCUAUAAUAUGUGAUAUCUACCGUAGCAUCAAGUGGGCAUAGUUUGAAGGCUAUCGGCUACAGUCAGGUAUUAUUGGCGCCACCUAGCAUCACAUUUGCAACGGCGUCACAACUCCCUUGCCUCCUCACCACUCCUGCUCUGCUCUCUCGUCUCCGUGAGUCCGUCUCUCUCAAGACUUCUCGCGGGAUUCAACCAACAUAGUAACGCACGCCUUUCCUGCCUCAGUAAGGGUAACGGCGUUGCCAAGAUGAGAAAAGUAAUUAAUUAGAUUACUCACUACUGAAAAAAAAAUAACGCCGUUAGCGCCGUUAACAACACUGCAUAACGACCAAUAUUAAAGAUGAUAACACUGUGUUAUUAUCAGCCUGUCAGUGAGGAUUUACUCUUGUUGUGGAGGUCUGUAGUAAAUUGAGAUGAAAAAUGAUGACCAUGAUUUCUCGUGUUUCGUACGUACACUUGUAUAUAUAAUCCACACCCCCACAAUCGCCCUUCAAAAGGUGAAUUUGUUUUGUACUUUUAAUAUUUUAAUAAACUCUCCCGACAUUAUCUGCUAAACUUUUGGUACGUUGUUGGAAUUUGCUGUUUUUAAUGCCAGGUAUACUAACUGAUGCAAUGCGAUUGUUGUUUUGUGUAUGUGUUUAGGAUUUCUCAUACCUAAACUGAUAAAUGGAACUUUGUUCAAGUAUGUGUCUGCGUGCGUGAAUGUUUUCGUUACCUAUGGAUUCAAAAACGGCUCAACCGAUUUUCUUGAAAAUUUGCACAUUAUUACAACAAGCGUCUGUGAGUAUUCUUAGGUAGGUUUUAGAUAGAAAUACCCCCGAUAAGUAUUUAAAGGAACGCUCGGACUUAAAGACUUGUAGGCUCUGAUAAGCCACAAUUGUUUUCUUUUACUAAAAUAUGUUAUUAGAACCACAUACAUUAUUGCCAUUGAUUUAAAAAUCUAUAAUAUUUAGUACAUGUUUUGACCUCGGAGGGCACCAUGCAGUGCACGCUGGGGGUGAUGCUGCGGAUAGGCUGGACUGGGAGAACAGCUGUGCUAGCUAGCAAGCAAAGCUAGUAUGAUGACUGGCAUGAUUUUGUCAAAUUCUGCUGCUGGUCAGAUUGAUUUGUUACAGAGCUGUGGGAUGAGUCCCCAAUGCCGUACCUGUAUCCAAUUCCAGGUCAUCAGCAGUGUCUUUAAACCGAAACUAGGCGGCUUGCCAAAAUAUUGACUUGCUGCCAUUUGACAGAUUGUAUUCUUGACCCCUUCGUUGCAAGUUGCAUCUGUGCCUUUGUUUUUUUUUCUUUUGUCUGCCGUUUUUGGAAUCCUUUACCAUGUGCAGGUACCGGUAUUUGAGUGCUUUAUUUGUUUGUUUUGCCUUGUUUUGUUUCUUGCUUUUGCGGCCUUUCACCACGGUGUUCCUUCUGUUUUUUGAUCCCACCUGUUGUCACCGACCCUUUUUUGUCUCCAUUUUCGUGAUUGCGUGUUUUUUGUGUCUGUUCAAUAAACCUUUGUACGCAA
Messenger RNA from Corythoichthys intestinalis (scribbled pipefish), 4471 nucleotides. Its product is annotated as nuclear body protein SP140-like protein. The transcript is spliced from 15 exons. Bases 222 to 2297 code for a protein of 691 amino acids. Gene Ontology annotation, biological process: regulation of transcription by RNA polymerase II. Gene Ontology annotation, cellular component: nucleus. The record is from RefSeq and is a predicted model, not a curated record. Gene Ontology annotation, molecular function: protein binding; DNA-binding transcription factor activity, RNA polymerase II-specific; DNA binding. Lineage: Eukaryota; Metazoa; Chordata; Actinopteri; Syngnathiformes; Syngnathidae.